Molecule: messenger RNA, 1584 nt
Organism: Penicillium pulvis
Lineage: Eukaryota; Fungi; Ascomycota; Eurotiomycetes; Eurotiales; Aspergillaceae
Product: MFS transporter
Exons: 2
Coding region: 1-1584 (527 amino acids)
Biological process (GO): transmembrane transport
Molecular function (GO): transmembrane transporter activity
Source: RefSeq, a predicted model, not a curated record
AUGCCGAUACCCGAAAGCUCGACGAGCCCCAAUGACUCAAUCGCUGGUUAUGCAGAGCAAAAUCCAGAUCAAGACCCUGAAAAUCAACCCGUCCAAAAUGUGGAGUGUCAGCCUGAGGAGUUCUCUGUCUUUACAAAGACUGAGAAAAGGGCGAUGGUUGCGGUUGGCUCCCUGGCAGCCUUCUUCUCACCCUUAUCAGCCAGUAUCUACUUCCCAGCACUAGACACUAUAGCGACAGCCUUAGAUGUAUCUACCUCGAAGAUUAACAUCACCGUUACAACCUACAUGAUCCUACAAGGGCUUGCACCGAUGUUCAUCGCAGGCUUCUCCGACACGGCAGGAAGACGCCCAGCCUACAUGAUUUGCUUCACAAUCUAUCUCGUGGCCAAUCUUGCGCUCGGUCUUCAAAAUAGCUACGUCGCCUUACUACUUCUCCGAAUGCUACAGAGUGCCGGCAGCAGUGGUACGGUCGCACUUGCCAAUGGCCUGGUAGCAGACAUCGUCACCUCCUCAGAACGAGGAAGUUAUAUUGCAUUUGCCACCAUCGGAAGCAUGCUAGGUCCUUCAUUAUCUCCCGUGAUCGGCGGUCUAAUCAGCCAGUAUCUGAACUGGCAUUGGAUUUUCUGGUUUCUUCUAAUCCUUGGCGGUGUGUUCUUCACCUUCCUCGCGCUGUUCCUGCCAGAGACGUGUCGGAAAGUCGUUGGGGAUGGAUCAGUUCCGCCACCUGCCCUGAAUAUGUCUUUGACAGAUAUUAUAAGACACAGGCGGCGAGUGAAGAAUGGUCUUAGUCCUGAUCCUCAGAAAGUUGCCGAUGUCCGCAAAAAUUAUCGCUUGAGCAUUCCUUCCCCUUUGCCGACGUUGAAAGUUUGUUAUGACCUUGAAACAAUGUUGAUCUUGUUAACGACCGGAUUAAUGUUUGCCUGUUUCUACGCCGUCAUGACUGGAGCGACUACGUCGUUCCACGAGGUAUACCAUUUCAACGAUAUCCAAACCGGCUUGAUGUACCUUCCCAUCGGCGCCGGUGGAAUAGCGUCCGCUUUUUCAACGGGCAUCAUCGUCGACUGGAAUUAUCGUCGCCAUGCCAAGAAAGCAGGAAUGCCGGUGCUGAAGAAUGUUCGACAAGAUCUUCGCAAUUUCAAUAUUGAAAGAGUCCGAAUAGAAGUGGCGCUGCCGAUGUACUAUUUGAGUCUUAUAACAGUCAUUGCAUACGGAUGGGUGCUAGGUCGGAAAGUCAACCUGGCAGCCCCUGUCAUCCUCCUAUUCAUCUGCGGAUGGUCUUUGAUGGGUACGUCCCAGGUACUUUCAGCAUUAAUGGUCGACAUCUGGCCGGGGAAAUCAGCCUCUGCUACUGCAGCGAAUAACUUGUUUCGUUGUGAAUUGGGCGCCGCUGCGUCUGCUGCCAUCAGCCCAAUGUCUGAAGCCAUGGGAUCAGGAUGGGCAUACACGACCCUGUCGUUGAUUGCGCUUGCAGCGUCUCCUUGCCUCUGGCUUAUGAUGAAACAGGGAAUUAAAUGGCGACAGAGGAGACUUGGGAAGAAAGACGAAUCGAACGCGAAGAAAUUUGCAAUGGAGGUGAAAGCCUAG